GACAGCCACUCGGACAGCAGCAGCAGCCGCAGAAGAAGGAGGAGAAGAAGAAGAAGAAGAAGAAGAAGUAGUCAGUCGGUCCUGCAGUACUUCCGAAGUGUUGCUAAUAGCGAGUAGUACCGGGCGGCGUACUUUCUGUGACGUUUCGUGUUAACUUUCUGACCGUUAACCGGAACUCAGUUUGUCGUCGUUGGUGUGAUGGAACUGGACAAAAUGGACGAGAACGACUGGAAGUAUCACGGAGAGGGAAACAAGAGUCUGGUGGUCUCACACGUACAGCUUUCCAGAGUCCUACGCCUGCUCAAGUAUCCGGCCGAGGACUCUGAAAACCCACCACAGACAGUGGAGCAGGCCUUCAGGCAGAUUCAGAACAUUGUGGACUUCAGCUCCAACGUGAUGAGCUGCCUGCUGGGAGAGAAGUUCAUCCACAGCGGGGAAGUGGUCAAGUUGCCGCUGGAGUUUGUGCGACAGCUGUCAAUCAAAGUGCAACAUCAGAGACCAGCGUGGCGCUGUGAUAAGGUGAUGGACAUCUACAGCGGCUGUGCUCUCUGUCUGCCCAACCUGACGUCUCCAGUCCUCCACCUGUCAACACACACUGCUCCACUCUGCAUUGAGAUCAAGCCAAAAUGUGGUUUCCUGCCGUCCUCCAAACACGUCAGCAAAGACAUAAAGACCAAAGUGUGCCGCUUCUGCAUGCACCAGCACUACAAGGUGGCCAAUGGGAAGUGGAAGAGGCCGAGUCUGUACUGUCCUCUAGACCUGUUCUCAGGUAACCGACAGAGAAUGGACUUUGCAAUCAGACACCUGAUUGAAGAACCUCAGAACAACUUCAAAAUCUUCAAGGGUGGUCAGUGCAUCUACAGCAGUAAGGAGGUCAGUGACGACUCGAUGGACCUGAACGCUGUGCUGCAACAUCUCAGACCGUACUUCAUGCAUGGAAACAACCGAUUCAACAGUCACAUGACCAGCAAAGCCGUCCUGAAUGACUUGAUCCAGGUCUUGGCGAACGCCCUGCUGAGCGGAGGAGGAGACAGGGAGGUGGUGACAGACACACGCGGAGGAGGGCGGAGCUUCUGUGAAGCAAGUCUGCUUAACAAGGAGAGGAUCCGGCACGGCUCUGAGGGUUUACCCAGCGACAGCGUUCUGUUCAGGAUCCUUCAGACCCAGAUGUUGGACACGCUGGACAUCGAAGGACUUUUCCCUCUGUACCGCCGGGUGGAGCAGCACCUGCAGGACUUCCCCAAGGAGAGGGGCACCGUCUGGUCUCCGGCAUCACUUCCUGUCUGUGUCAGGACCCGUCUUCAGGUGGAGGGUCCGUACAACGAGGCCUUCCUGGAGAAGCUGCAGAAAUGUCCGACCGAAGACGACGGCUCGGUGGAGUACGCCGUCGCCAAGGUCCACCAGUACCGCGUCGCCAUGACGGCCAAGGACUGCUCCAUCAUGGUCGCUCUGGUGCCCAGAAGUGAGGAAGAGGAGGAUGAAGGGCCUCCCAGUCUCUCUACUCAGAGGCGGCUCAGGGACUUCCACUCCCCCAGGCCGCCGGCGCUCUCCUACUCCGUCUCCAUCCUGGAUCUGGACCCGAAGUCCUUCGACAGCAUCCCCAGCCAGCUGCGCCUGGACCAGAAGAUCGUCUCCUGCUACCUGAGGACCGGCGGUGCCUUGCCAAAGGGCUCUCUGUCGCCGCACCCCGGGAUCUUCACCGCUGCAGAGAGGGAGGACUGCACGCUGCUCUUCCACCCCGUGUAAACCCCCCCCCCGCCGCCCCCCUCUCCAGAUUAACAGGGCGAACUACUGACUCGACGGCCCCCCUCGCAGAUCUAGAAUCCCUUCAGACCGGAGCCGCUUAUCACAGACUCAGAGCACCUUUCUUACUCGGCUGAUAACAAAGCAAAAGCUCAACUAAUCUCCACUAACUCAUCCGACGAUGAAGCAACUUCCAGAUCAGUUCUGUUAUGGAUUCUGGACUCUUCUCGUCCUGUCAGGAGGGGAAUCGGCGCUCCGGUCGUCCGUAUACAUAUUUAUUACAAGACCUGAGGGAAGCGUUGGUCUUCUCCUCUUUGGUGACGAAGCUGAGGCGGCGUGAAGGGAAAGGAAAGCAGGUCGAUGGGUUGUUAACGUAGGUAAGAUGUAAUUUUCUGAAUGUAGGCGGGGCCUCAGGCAGGAGGCGGAGCCGCGGCGUCACUGUGGUAACUGAAGCACCAGUUGCCAUAGCUACAGCCACAGCUGGAGGCGGCUGAGAGGAUGCCACGUUAUUUAAUGGAAUGAGUUGCGGUUGAGUUUGGUUGUUUUUAUAAACCUUCAUCAGACUUUGAGAGCCAAAUAUCCGACACUUGAACUCCUGUUGGAAGAAAAGUUAAACCUUUUUGCCUGUCGGUGAAGGUCGAUGUCCGUCAUUUCUUUUUUAUGGAGGAGUUGACAAAUGUUAAAGGGGUUCACUCGAAUAAUGAAGAAAAAAAAAAAGCCUUUGCUUUUCCUUCCAGUGAAAUAUUUGCAGUUAUGGUUUAAUUCCUGUAGGUCGAGAUAUUUUUGAAAUUGUGCCGUGAUUUAUCGUUCUCACCGCAUUAAAAAACAAAUCACGUGUUUUAAAAAUUGACAUUUAGAUAAUUUUCAUAAUCAACAAACUACAUUUGUCACAGAUUACUUGAAACGUGGAGAAAUAAAACCCAAACAAUGUGCAAGGGGACAUUUCACUGGAGGGAAGAGAAAUAACAAUAAUAACCACUCAGUGGCCACUUUAAGGUACACCGUAAUCAUUUAAUGCAAAUGAGUAGUAAAUCGGCCCUGUUAUUCAUUUUUUACCUUUUUUUUAAACUUGUAUCGUUCUGUUUAUUGUCAGAGAGGUUAUGUUACAUGGAACGCUGCACAACAGCCUGAUAGGGAGCACACGUCCGAUUAACACCGGCGUAUUCUGUAUUGGUGACAGCUGUUGGCGUCUUAGGUCAGGCAGGGGACUGUUGUAAGGUUCCUCAAGUGGAGACGUUUGUGUCCAGUUGCCUUUUGUUAUGUGUGUGUCUCAUUAUUUUAACUUGUUUCACAUUGUUCUGGUGGAAGAGAAGCAGCAUUUAAGUUGUCUAACACUCCCGUGUUCACUAACCGGGUGGAUCGCGUGUUCUAAAAGUACGCUGACAUCACACUUGGAAUAUUUGCAUGUGUUUUUGUGUGUGUGCCAUAAGUGGUGUUUGUCCAUGUGCCUAAAUGUCCUGAUAGGACUGGAGGCUGGUGGUGUGCGACUGUGUUUAUGUGUCAAGAAAACUGGCGUUGUUACCGUCUGCCUCUCAGGACCUCGAACCGAAGGCGUCUGAUGUUUGCAAAACGACGCGUUCAGGCGGGCGCCCCGAGGCGUUUAAGUUCUUUGACCACCAGCAGAUGAGUGUUGACUUUGACACUAGCGUCCAGAUGUUGGUCGGGGUCAUCUCGGGUCUUUUGUCAGACCUGCGAUUUCCUCCUAUCGGUGAUGUCAUCGGAUAAACUGGUAACACUUGAUUUCAGUUCCCGUUGUCUGCUCUCCAACCUCCGUCAGCCAAUCAAAUGCCUGGAAACAAAUCCCACUACGACACAGGAAGUCCUUCGUGUGCUCGAUGCGGCCAGAAGUUCCUCUAACCCCGGACAGUUUUUUUGUUUUUUUUCUUACGCCUUCGUUGUCCGGGCGGUGGAGGAGUUGAAGAAAGGCCGGAGGGCGGCGAGCUGAACCGGGCAGCAUGGCGGGAAGCAGAGGCUCAUGGGAUACCGCUGAGUCACCGUGGCUUAUUUUCAUAAUCUUAGAAGUGGCCUCAGUUUGUCUAAUACUCGUUUACGUUCUCAGACGGCUGCGUAACGAUAAACCUUUUAACCGUAGAACCAUUAUUGUAGCGUUUGGGUAUCUUGAACAAACCGCUUUGGUUUCCAUUUCUAUUUGCUUUUUCUAGCUAAUUUCAAAACUAAUUGGCCAAAUUGAAGCUUUCAGAAUAAUUUAAAGUUUUUAAACUGUCAGUAAGAUACGACCUUUCACUUUCUCUCUGAACGUUGUAAUUAAACAAAGUCCCAUCUGUGUCUGAUGAAGAGAUGGGUAACUAUCAACGGUCCGUUAACAACAAAGAAAACAUUCAAGCUCCACUUUCUCGCUUGUUUUACACCCAUCAGCAGGUGUUUAGAGUCAACGUGGAGCAGAAGUCCUACAGGAGGAAAUUCAGGACCAAUGUUAUUCAGGUGUCAUGAGAUCUUAAACUGACAAACUGAGGCUCAAACGCGAUUUCCUUUACGACUAUGUUACAGUAAUCAGGGGAAACGGUCCUGAGGCAGGUGAGCUGCGUUCUGAUUGGUCUGUUGCCUGCUGCCCUGCAGAAACAUCACAGCACUGUGAGACGAAUACCUGUAUGUGUGUGUAAAUAUCUGAGGAGAAAACUAUUUGAAAAACACAACAGUGAAACUGCUGUCCUGCAUUUGUAUUUAAAUUAUUUAUUUUUGUAGAUUUUGAACAGUGAGCUCGGCUCUUACAAUCGUCACAGUCGAGCUCUUUCUAUUGAAUAAAGAUUUCUAAGAGACUAAA
Molecule: messenger RNA, 4525 nt
Organism: Gasterosteus aculeatus aculeatus (three-spined stickleback)
Lineage: Eukaryota; Metazoa; Chordata; Actinopteri; Perciformes; Gasterosteidae
Gene: ippk
Product: inositol 1,3,4,5,6-pentakisphosphate 2-kinase
Biological process (GO): inositol phosphate biosynthetic process
Cellular component (GO): nucleus
Molecular function (GO): inositol-1,3,4,5,6-pentakisphosphate 2-kinase activity; ATP binding
Source: RefSeq, a predicted model, not a curated record